GCGGACAUUUUUCAAUGCAAGAUUUUUUUCUUGCAUAAAUUAUGUUCAUGACGUAGUGCAAAAGGCCAAUUUUGUGGCAAUUUUGUCCGACUUUACAGCUCAGGUGGGAUUUUGUGAGACACCCCGAGGAUCCUCGGCUGCCCGAACUGUUGCAGAAAGGGCAUCGUCAUUAAAUAUUAAGAGAGAGGAGAUCCUAACGUUGCAACCCUCCUUAUCAAUGCAAAUACCUCUUUUGUGUGCAGUCACAGCGCCUGUCUGGGAGCUGAGAUGAAUUUUUAAUUAUGUGUGACUGAAACAAACUGUGACAAGGACCUUUUAUAAGAGCGAGGGAUCACAGAAAAUAAGCUGCAUUUACGCGAAUGCCAGGAAGACAGUGACUGCGGUGGUGCAGCCAGCCAUGAACGCCCAGGAUCUCCCUGCCAAAGAUGCCCCACUCACUGUCAAUGAGCAGCCAUUCACUGUCUGACUGCAGAAGUCUUUUUUCAGCCAUUAAAUCCUGCACUUUGAAAUUCCCUGCCAAAGACAACCAGGUCAUUGUGAUGUCCGGCCAUGAGACUAUUCGUGUGCUAGAGGUAGAGGUCGAUGCACCUCUGCCAUCAUCAGUAACCGAUGGGAAGAGUGAAGGCAAAGCUGAGGAGGGAGUGGCUCUGGCCACAGAGCAAACUGAGGGCGGCAGCACCCAGGAUGGCCCCACUGUGCCCCAGAACACCGGGGGAAUAGUGCUUGGUGAGCAGCAGGUGGUGUCUGUAGAAGCUCCGACCCCUGCUGUCCAAACGCUGACUCCUGCUGUUCCCAUCAGUGUGUCCCUGCCGCAGACGCAGGCCGCCAUGCCCGUAACUGUACAAGGCUGUCCUCAGGUGCUGACCCAGGAAAGUCUGGCCACGUUGAUGACUGGUAUGAUGGCCCAGACGGGGUCGCUGGGCCAGCCCCUGCUCAUCCCGCUGAGUAUGGCGGGCUCCAUCGGUGGCCAGGGCAGUCUGGCUGUUCUCACCCUCCCCACCACCAAUGUAGCUACUCUCCCUGGGCUCGCAGCAGCUAACCCGGCCGGAAACCUCCUCAAGCUGCCCUUUGCUGGCCUCCAAGCUGCGACAGUCUUGAACUCAGUCCAGCCCCAGCUGCAGACGAAUGCGCAGACAGUGUUCCAGCCUCCAGCGGCCCCCAUGCAGCCAGUCCAGGCGGCUGUGCAGCAGUUGAUGUCUCAGCCGACACAGGGGACCAAUGCCCAGGUGACCGCUGCUCAGGUGGCAGCAGCGCAGGCAACCUCGGCCACCACCACCGUCUCUCAGUCCAACAUAUCUGUGGCAGCACUGCAGACUGCGGGACUCUCCAUCAAUCCCGCUAUUAUCAAUGCUGCUUCCUUGGGAGCACAGCCCCAGUUCCUCAGUUCCCUCACCUCCACCCCCAUCAUUACCAGUGCCAUGUCCAACAUGGCUGGCAUCACCAGCCAGAUCAUCACAAAUGCCCAGGGACAGGUUAUAGGAACCCUCCCGCUGUUGGUGAACCCAGCCUCUCUGGCUGGAGGGGCUGCGACUCCCACCCUCCCCCUCCAGGGUCUCCAGGUGCAGACUGUCACCCCACAGCUGCUUCUUAACACCCAGGGUCAGAUCAUUGCAACUGUAGGGAACGGACCUGCAACAGUUGCGACUUCCGCUGCAGUUCUGCCCAAAACCGCUGCUCCUCCAACACUUACCAAGCCUAACGCACAGGCUUCGGUAACUACUGUCACUCAGUCACCAGUUGUCAUUGCCCCACAGCCGUCUGUACUGAAGACCGCCACCACGCUCUCCUCCACGGUACCCAUCACCUGUGGAGACAUUACAAAAGUGGGCCAGCUUGUCAGCAAACCCCAGCAGGUAGUCGGCAGCGAGGAGGGCAUUAAUCUGGAGGAAAUUCGAGAGUUUGCCAAGAAUUUCAAAAUUCGUCGGCUGUCCUUGGGGCUUACUCAGACACAAGUAGGGCAGGCUCUGACUGCAACUGAGGGUCCGGCUUACAGCCAGUCUGCCAUUUGCAGAUUUGAAAAGCUGGAUAUCACCCCCAAGAGUGCUCAGAAGCUAAAGCCCGUGUUGGAGAAGUGGCUGGCGGAAGCCGAGCACUGGAACCAGAAAGGCCAGCAGAACCUUAUGGAGUUUGUUGGCGGUGAACCUUCCAAAAAACGCAAGCGGCGCACUAGUUUCACACCGCAGGCAAUAGAAGUUCUUAACUCUUACUUUGAGAAGAAUGCACUGCCAACAGGUCAAGAGAUUACUGAAAUUGCAAGGGAACUAAACUACGACCGAGAGGUUGUGCGAGUAUGGUUCUGCAACCGGCGACAGACGCUGAAAAACACAAGCAAGAUCAAUGUCUUCCAGGUUCAGUAGCGACCUCUUUCUGGGAACCCGAACAUUUCAUACAACAAUACAGAUGUAGAUAGUGUUGUAAAUAUGAUUUAAACUCCUUAAAGGCCGAAAGAAUAUGAACUUUGCGAGAAAGUGAAGGAGUCUUAUGAAAGAGUACUUAAAACGAGUUAAUAGUAUGUUUUUAAAGCUGUAUAUGUGUACACUACUUCUGUGUGGUGGGUACUAAGUCAAACUGCAUGGUCCGCUCAUCAUAUAAAGUGAUAAUAACGUCAUAUUUAAAAACAUUUGAUGAACUUUUAUACAAGUGAUUUUAUAUGCUACCCUUCUGCAUUAUUUCAAGUGGGCGAGCACUGAGUAACAUUGACUUUAAUCACUUUGGCACAAUGACUGACAUUAUGCUGAUAUUUGAAUAAUACGCUUUUACCACCACGGAUGUUUUUCAAAAUUUUAGCUCCUCAUUUACUUUAUAUUCACGUAGUAUUUGUGCUGCAUGAGCAGCUCUACAAACAUAAAUAAGAUUCUGAGAGGCAUAAAUGAUACGCUGGGCUGCAAGGAGGCAAUAACCUAUAACGUUUAUUUCAUCAGAAUUUGUUGUCUAAGGAAUAUCAAAAAUCACUUUGCCCUCUAU
This is a messenger RNA of Xiphias gladius (swordfish), 2964 nucleotides long. RefSeq names its product POU class 6 homeobox 1 (gene pou6f1). The record is from RefSeq and is a predicted model, not a curated record. Lineage: Eukaryota; Metazoa; Chordata; Actinopteri; Istiophoriformes; Xiphiidae. Gene Ontology annotation, molecular function: RNA polymerase II cis-regulatory region sequence-specific DNA binding; DNA-binding transcription factor activity, RNA polymerase II-specific. Gene Ontology annotation, biological process: regulation of transcription by RNA polymerase II.